This is a messenger RNA of Boeremia exigua, 1962 nucleotides long. RefSeq names its product beta-lactamase/transpeptidase-like protein. The coding region runs from base 29 to 1816 and encodes 595 amino acids. The record is from RefSeq and is a predicted model, not a curated record. Lineage: Eukaryota; Fungi; Ascomycota; Dothideomycetes; Pleosporales; Didymellaceae. The transcript has 3 exons.
UACUACGUCCAUGUCUUCCUGAAAACUUAUGAUGGUUUCCCAUAUAUUCUCUACCUUAACACUCGCAAUUCUCGCAACCCGGACAAGCGCUGCGUGUGCGCCUGAUGUUCCUGAAGGGUUUCUCGCCAAUUUCGAGGUGCUCCACCAUACUGCAAUUUCCAAGGCCUUCGAGGGCAUUGAAAAGCUUCUGCGGGAGCCCUAUGAUGGGAAUGCUACAAGAGAUGGGCUAAGUUUCGCGAUUGUCCAUGCCUCCUCGCCCACACCCGUAUACACCUUCAAUGCUGGUGCUCUGAAGUUCAACGAAACGUCUCUGUAUCAAUCUAAUGCAACCGAAAACACUGUUACCAGCGACUCGAUAUUACGCGUCGCAUCUGUCACCAAAAAUGUCGUCAUGACCAGUGCUUUAUUUCUCUCCCAGCUUUCCAAUCACACCAUCACCCUGGAUACACCGGUUCGACAACUUCUGCCAUCGUUCCACCUACCGUCCCUCGACUGGUCAGAUGGCGGCAGCGAAAUAACGCUAGGCAUGCUGGCAAGCCACACAAGUGGCGUUACGAGAGAGAGCUUUAGCACCGAUUUCAACCAGGUGUUGAGCACUGGAAAAGCCACAGCCAGCCACGUGGGAGACUUGUGGGCAGCUCAGACUGUUCAGAGCGUGAUUGGGAUGGCCGGAAGGACGGCGUUAAUGUAUAAGCCCGGGGAGAGAUCUGCAUACUCAAAUGCGGGGAUUGGAAUCCUGGGAGCUGCUAUAGCAUCAUACUACAACGAGAUCGCAAGCAUGAAUCUGACUUGGAGUCAGUUAGCCACUCAGGAGCUGUUGCAACCUCUCAAUAUGACGAACAGCUUCCUUGGACCCAUCCCUGACAGUAUGAUCCCCUUCAUCUCGGUACCUGGAGGGGACAACUGGGCCGAUCUUGUGGUCGGAGAGGGAUAUAACCCGGCAGCGGGAAUGUGGAGCUCAGCGAAUGAUCUCUCUAAAUAUAUUCAUGGCGUCUGGUUGCAACAGUCUCCCACACUUAUCUCGUCCUCGGACCGACGCCGUGCGUUGAAGCCAGUAUACACCCUGCAAGACGGUAAGCAGCAGGUCGGGCCCGGGUGGGAGAUCGGUCUCCGCACGUAUAAUGUAAGUUCCCACGAAGGCGACCCCACAAGCAAGACCUACAGCAUCUACGGAAAGUCAGGUGGCGGAGGCGGCUGGCGGUCCUGGAUCGAUGUCGUUCCCAACCUAGGCUACGGGCUUGUAAUUCUGAGUCAGACUGCGGGACUUCAAGAUUAUGAGACACUAUACCCAGCGAGUCUGUAUGGCGAUGUCCAAGAUAUACUCAUCCCUGCUUUUGCGGAAGCACUCGCCGCGGAAGUGGAGAAGAAAUAUGCUGGUGCGUAUGGAAGUGGCCAGGAUGCCGGCAUCAUUACAGAUGUGGUAAGUAUCAACGUUACAAACUCGACAACGUAUGCGAGACUUGAGGUUGAAGAUCAGAUCCUGUACAUGCGAGAACUAGUGGUCAAUGGCAGUAGUGCCUUGGAAGCCAUUGAUAGAUUGAGUUGGCCUGAGGACAGCGUGGGGGCGCCAUACUUCUCUAGACCAUCUGGUGUGGUGCUCGACCCUGCUGGUGGAGCGAGCGAGAAUGCGGAUUUUGGUGACGGUGCGCAGGUGUUCAGUAUGAAGGCCGCUGGAGAGGAACAGUGCAACUGGUUUGACUACGCUGGAUACAAAGAUCAGAAUGGGUGGCCUCUGACCAAACUUGUGCUUGUUGAAAAUCCGGAUGGUAUUGCGCUGCAUUAUCCACCAUUUGACAUCGUGGUCAAGAAAUCCUGACGCUGGCCUCAGUAGAAUUGCUACCAUAUCGUAAUCGAAUUGAUCUAAAGCCAAUCUGCUAGCCUGCUUGCAAGUUAUUGGCCAAUAUGACUGUGAGACUGCAUUCUGGACAAAUGCGACGGUAACAAAUUUCUCGAAUACGUUAG